Molecule: messenger RNA, 4709 nt
Organism: Apaloderma vittatum (bar-tailed trogon)
Lineage: Eukaryota; Metazoa; Chordata; Aves; Trogoniformes; Trogonidae
Gene: NIN
Product: ninein (GSK3B interacting protein)
Exons: 18
Biological process (GO): centrosome-templated microtubule nucleation; microtubule anchoring at centrosome; centrosome localization
Cellular component (GO): centriole; pericentriolar material; ciliary transition fiber
Molecular function (GO): calcium ion binding
Source: RefSeq, a predicted model, not a curated record
GUGAGCGUGGCAGGCUAUGGGAUGGAUGAAGCUGAGCAGGACCAGUAUGAAGCUCGCCUCAAGGAGCUCUUCGACAGCUUCGACAGCACGGGUACGGGAUCCCUGGGACAGGAGGAGCUCACCGACCUCUGCCACGUGCUGCAUCUGGAAGAGGUGGCCCCGGCGUUGCAGCAGACCCUCCUCCAAGGCAACCUCCUAGGCAGGGUUCACUUUGAUCAAUUUAAAGAAGCACUUAUCCUCAUCCUAUCCAGAACCCUGUCAAAUGAAGAGCACUUCCAAGAACCAGAUUCUUCCCCAGAAGCGCAGCCCAAGUACAUCAAAGGCGGCAAACGCUACGGCCGCCGGUCCCUGCCGGAGUUUCAGGAGUCGGUGGAGGACUUUGCCGAGGUGACCGUCAUCGAGCCACUGAGCGAGGAAGCAUGUCCCCCACGCAUCGCCUCCAGCGACUGCCCGGAGCACUGGAAGACGCGAAACAGCGAGGAGUAUGAGGCCGAGGGGCAGCUGCGCUUCUGGAACCCGGAUGACCUGAAUGCCUCCCCCGGAGCAUCGCUGCCCACCCCGGACUGGAUAGAGGAGAAACUCCAGGAGGUCUGCGAGCACCUUGGCAUCACCAGGGAUGGCCACCUGAACCGAAAAAAGCUCAUCUCCAUUUGUGAGCAGUAUGGGCUCCAAACAGCAGCCGGGGAGGUCCUUGAAGAGGUGCUCCAUAACCUGGAGCAAGACGGCACCAUGAGCGUAGAGGAUUUCUUCUACGGCUUGUUUAAAAACGGAAAGUUGCUGACACCCUCGGCAUCCACUCCGUACAGACAGCUGAAACGACACCUCUCCAUGCAGUCCUUCGACGAGAGUGGACGGCGCACGACCACCCCCUCGGCUAUGCCCAGCACCAUCGGCUUCUGCCUCUUCUCCAGCCUGGAUGAUGGGAUGGGCUACGGCUGCGUGGAAAGUGUCCUUGACUGCUGGCACCAGGAGGGCAUAGAGAACAGCCAGGAGAUCCUAAAGGCUUUGGAUUUCAGCUUGGACGGGAAGGUGAACUUGACGGAGCUGACGCUGGCGCUAGAAAACGAGCUUUUAAUCACCAAGAACGGUGUCCACCAGGCAGCCCUGGCAAGCUUCAAAACGGAGAUCAGACACUUGCUGGAGAGGGUUGACCAGGUGGCCAGAGAGAAAGAGAAGCUGCGGUCAGACUUGGAAAAAGCCGAAAAGCUGAAAUCCCUGAUGGCCUCCGAAGUGGACGACCACCACGCCGCCAUUGAGCGCCGGAACGAGUACAACCUCAGGAAGCUGGACGAAGAGUACAAGGAACGAAUCGCGGCUCUAAAGAACGAGCUCCGGAGAGAGCGGGAGCAAAUCCUGCAGCAGGCUAGUAAACAGCGGCUGGAGCUAGAGCAGGAGAUUGAAAAGCUGAAAACCGAUGAGAACUACAUCCGAGACCGCCUGGCCCUUUCCCUGAAGGAAAACAGCCGCCUGGAAAGUGAGCUCUUGGAAACAGGAGAGAAAAUGGCCGAGUAUGAAAGUCUGGCAAGCAAACUGCAGAGGAACUUGGAAAAUGUCCUGGCUGAGAAGUUUGGUGACCUUGAUCCCAGCAGCGCGGAGUUUUUCCUGCAGGAGGAGAGGCUGGCGCAGAUGAGGAGCGAGUACGAGCGGCAGUGCAGGGAGCUGCAAGACCAGAUAGAUGAGCUGCACUCAGAGCUGGAGGAGUACCGUGCCCAGGGCAAAGUGCUCAGGCCUUCGCUGAAAAAUUCGCUGUCGGAAGAAUUCGACAUUGAUAUGAAAAAUCACGGCAAUAGCGCUAUUGAGCCUGACCAAGGGCUUGGUUCUGAAGACUGCAACCCAUUAAAUAUGAGCAUAGAGGCGGAGAUGGCUAUUGAACAAAUCAAGGAGCAACAUCACAGGGAUCUGCAUCACCUCAAACAGGAGCUUGAAGACACAGUGAGCCAUUACGAGAAGCAGCUUGAUCAGACAAAAAUCCGCUGUGAAAAGGAGCAAGAGGGUAUGAGGAAGAAGCACACUGAAGAGAUGCACGUCAUGGAAAAGCAAAUAACCAGCCUUAAAAAUCAAAUUGUGGAACUGCAAGGAGAGGCAGCAGUGCUCAGAGAACAGCAAGAAAAGCUUGACUGCAAACACAACGAUGAGAAAACCAAAUUGCAAGUGUGUUUUGAUGAGGAAAAAGCCAAUUUGCAGGAACGGUUGAGGCGGGAGCACGAAGAAGAUGUUAGAGCCAGACUGGAACAGGUCAACGAGAAGUUUCGUCAAGAACGGGAAGAACUGAUUCAAAACAGUGUCUGGGUGGAGGAGAAGAUGAGAGUUUUGGUGCAGACGCUGCAGGAAGAGAAGGGAGAGCUGGAACGUGGCUUUCACGAGCAGCUGAAAAGGAUGGCAGAGGUGCAUGCCCUGGAGAAGGAAGAGCUCCAGCAAGAGCUACUGAGGAAUCACGAGCAGGACCUGGAGGAGGAAAGGAGAAAAAUGGAAAGUGACUAUAACAGAAGAGCAUCUCAUGCAGAAACUCAGUUUUCUGUUGACACGCAAACACUUGUGAAUAAAUACGAAGAAACGAUCCAAAAUCUGGAAGGACGUUACCAGCGAGAGUUGCGUGAACUUGCCGAACAGCAAAGAGAGGAGAAAUCUCAGUGGGAGUUUGAAAAGGAUGAAAUUGCUCAGGAGGUCACCGAAGCUCACGAGCAACUGAAGGAAACUCUGGCAAAUGAAAAGGCUGUUUCUUCUGCCUUGACUCAGGAGAAAGAUCUCCUGGAGAAAAACUUCAAGGAGGAAGUGAACAAGCUUGUGUGCGAGAGAGAGCAGCUUCAGAAGGAGCUGCAAGACCUGAGGAAUGCUGCCGAGAAGCAAGAAAAAAAGCUGAAUGAUAAAAUAACACAACUGCAAAAUGACCACAAGAAAGAGCUGAAGAUCAAAGAAGAACGUAUAUCUGUGGUGGAGGAAAAUGGGAAGCUGGUUAGGCAAACGCUGGAGAGGCUUGACAGUGAAUACAAGCGAGAGAAAGAAGACCUCAAUUCCAAACUUCUUGCUUUGGAGAGUUUAAACAAAGACAUUUGUGUAAGAGCAGAAACAGAGAAGGCUGAGAUGAGUUUAGAAAUCUCAAACCUUCAAGGGAAAAUACAGAAACUGCAGUGGGAGACCCACAGCUUUUCUGCACUACAAAAUCAUUAUAGGGUCCUGGAAAACGAGUAUGCCAAAGCGAAGAGCAAAAUUGCUUCUUUCUCUGGCAUGGCACCUCUGGGAGAUGAUGCGGAUGUCCUCUUAAAUCUGCAGAAAGUGCACGAGCAAGCCGUGAAGGAGAACGUCAGGAUGGCUGCUGAGAUCGUGAGGCUGCGGCACAGGUUGGGAGCUGCGCAGCGGGAGCCCGCACAACCUCCCAGUCCUGGCUGCUCCGACUCUGACUCUGAAGGAUCUCAGCCGUCAGAUGAAAUCGAUCCCAUUUUUGAAGGGUUGCCCAGUGAUUGCAAAGAGGCAGAUAAGAGACCCAAUUCGAAUGUCCUUCCCCUUUUGGAUGCUUAUACUUCAGACCUAGAAGAAAUGACUGAGAUGGAUUUGGAUUUGGAGAAAGCGUGGAGUAAAGCCAGAGCAGAUGACCACACUCUCAAGGUGCAGGUGAGUCAGAUGCAAGGAAGUAAAGCAGUGCUGGAAGCUAAGAGCCAUCAGGAUUGGGACAAGAAUGAAGAGCUGCUCUCUUGGGUGCCUCUGCUGCAAAAAAAGAGAGAUCUCAAGAAAAAUCUCUCCAGAGUUCCCAGGCUGAAAAUGCUGCACAGUGAUGUUAAACAGCACAAGGUUCAUCUGCUCAAUCAUGGAACAUCUCCCAGAAAUAAAGGGUUUCUUUCAAAGCUGCAGGUUGAGCUUGAGAAAGCUGAAGAGCUCAGUGGAUCCUCUCUCGAGCUUGAUCAUGCUCCUGGGUCAACAAUCAGUUAUCUGAAAAGCAUAAUAGCACAGCUUUGGAAAAGGGUCAAAGAGUUAGAGCACAGAUCAAUGGAACAGGCUAAACUUCUGUCUCUGCAAGAAGAAAUUCAGGUGGAAAAUGAGGAUCUGAAAUCUGAAAUGUUAAAGCUAGUUGAAAAAAAUAAAGCUCUAGAAGACAACCUGCAUAAGCUGGGAAGCCUCCAUUGCAAGCUAGAAGAAAGUAGCAAAGUGGAAAGCAUGAAGCUCGGAGAGGAAAACAUGCAGUUCCUCCAAAAAAUUAAAGAACUGGAAGAUGUCCAAGAACCAGAUGCACAAGGCAAUGUAGACGCACACAGUGAAAAGUUCAGACUGCGAUGCCGACUUGGGAAGCUGGAAGAUCACACCACCGCUUUUACAGGUCAGCAAGACAGGCGUGCCCAAAGCGACAGCGCGGUGAUGGAAACAUUGGCCGAAAAGAGGGAGCUGCAAGAGCCCAGCAGAAAGCUGAAGGAGAAAGCUCCUGCUCUGGUUAACCCGCCCGACGUGCGUUUCCACGGAGAGCGAGAGGAGAGGAAUGCGGUGACACACGGCUUACAAAGCGCGUGCGCUGAGCUGCAGCAAAAAGUUGAUCUCCUGAGAUGUGAAGCUGAGAAGCUCAGAGAAGAAAAUGCUGUUCUGAAGAAUGAAGUGACUUUAUUAAAUGAGGAAGGCACUGCUUCCAGCCUGAAGCUGAGGGAGCUAAAUGGAUCCCGAGAAGAAAUGCGGUAAGAACUGAGCAGAGCACGGACCUGCGAGUAUGCCUCCUGGCUCUCGCUGCA